CAAGCAAAUAAAUCUAGAGUAAUGGGUGGUAUACAGCACCUACAUAUGACAAAUAUCGCGUCAAAUGUCGCAAGAGACGCGCACGUUGCUGAAAACCGACGUAAUUUGCUUAACGGUUCAAAGCUGCUGUUGUCUGAGGAAAUGGUAGAAAGAGUAGAUGUGAGACAGCGAUUGAUGGCGGAUAAACAUGGCGUUGACACAGAAGAAAUGCCAGCUUUUGAAAUAUCAAUAAACAAUAGUUUGAGUAAUAGGGAAAUGCAAGGAACACAGGCGCACAAAUCCCAUGCCUCCCCAAGGCGAAACAGUGAAAAUGUGUCAGAGGAAGAGAACGCGGAGCCAGAAAUGUUAAAUCUUAUAAAAGUCCAGCGAAGCGCGUCAACGUCAGCAACAGAGAAAUCGGCACAGAUCGAAGUGGCGCAAGCACCGACAACUGCAGCAACUAAGCCAGAUAAUUGCGAACAGCCAGCGCAUAAUGGCAAUGAACCGCCAUUUGAUGAGUUAAAAGCAGACAGAGCACACGAAAGCGCACAGCAGCCUGUAAGCGCGGAAGGGAUUGACAACGAGUAUUUAGCACGCCUGAAUGGUGCUCACGCUAUGGCUGAGCAACAACAGAGCAAAUCAAUUUUGCCCUUGCCACACACCGACUAUGCUGGGCGCGCUGAGGGUGAGACCGUUGCGGAGUGGCAGCAGCAGCACAAUCUCUUAACGGCUUACAUACGUCGGCCCGACCAGCGAACGGGUGAAGCGCUGAAGCUGAAUGACACGCUAUUGGCAGCGGAUGGAAAAGCGAUUGUGGAGGCGGAAAGUGAGUGGAAUGCAGGCGAAAAAUCGACAAUACAGGGACCGUUUAAAAGCAGCACACCAGCCACAAUGACAACGGAAACAAUGAGCCCGCGCCCAGCGCAUUUAGCGGAAAACACAAUGCGAAACAACUCGAACGCCAACGAGUGGCGCGAAAGGGUAACAGCAGAGGGAGAUUUCGAAGCCAGUCAAAAUGAAAAGGCCAACGCUCACGCCGCGCAAAUAGAAAGGGCUGAGCUGCCAGAAGGACGCGAUUAUAAAGCCGUUAACUUGACGGCGGUGGCUGGGCACGAGUAUGGCUUUACGCCAACAACAUUUUCCAAUCAAACAGGAGAUAAUUUCGGCGGAGGUUUUCACGCUCUGAAUAGCGACGCUACAUCGGCUGCCAGCAACAUCACAACGCACACACCCACACAAAAAACAUCUGUUGAUGUCAAUGGAGAGGAAGGACACUACGCCACAACUACUAAGCAAAUAUUGGAAAGGACUACAACAGCAGGGACGACACCUGAAGAUAUGGAAUGGCAUGCGGCAGAGCUCACAACCAAAAGUAAUCACAAAUACACCGGCACUACCUUCAACUCCGCCGAAAUAGGUGCCGGUCAUGUUGGCGCAACCGCCUCAAUUCCAACUGCUACUAUGCGGGCCGUCAUGCCGCCGCUAAUAUCCGUGAAUGCAGCACCAACAAACGACGUCAUAGCAAUGACAACACCAACUGCAGUGGUGUCCGAUGCAAUGUACACCAAAGUGCCAGUGCAAUCUGUGUUACAAGCGGCGAUAGCGGCAAAUGUGACGAUAAAUGACAUGCCGACCACGACGACGGACACUUCAAUCUUCGUGUUGCCCAAUUUCGCAGCCCUAACCACGGUAACGAGUACUGCAACGGAGUAUGCACUGUUUUCCACAAUACCGGCGUUGCUUACACCAACAAUCGGUGCUACUGCCACACCAGGCGGCGCUGCUUGGCCCGUCAAACACGCUUCGGUGAUGGAGGGCGACGUCAUACUCGGCGGCUUGAUGAUGGUCCACUCACGCGAGGAUAGCAUCACUUGUGGUCCUAUCAUGCCGCAAGGUGGCAUACAAGCACUCGAGGCCAUGCUCUACACACUCGACCAGGUGAAUAAGCAGCAAUUGUUGCCGAAUGUAACGUUAGGCGCACACAUACUGGACGAUUGCGAUAAGGACACGUAUGGGCUGGAGAUGGCGGUUGAUUUCAUUAAAGGUUCCAUUAGCAAUAUUGACGAUGCCGAGUACCACUGCAACAAGACGCAGGUGCGGAAGGUAAUUUCCGGCGUAGUUGGCGCUGCCUCUUCCGUAACAUCCAUACAAGUGGCGAACUUGCUGCGGCUCUUUCGUAUACCACAGGUUUCGUUCUUCUCCACCAGCCCGGAACUGAGCAACAAGCAGCGCUUCGAAUAUUUCUCGCGCACGAUACCCUCCGAUCACUACCAGGUCAAGGCAAUGGUGGAGAUUGUCAAGCGCAUGGGCUGGAGUUACGUCUCAAUCAUAUACGAAGAGAGCAAUUACGGCAUAAAAGCCUUUGAGGAGCUGGAAGAGCUGCUGGCGCGUCACAACAUCUGCAUCGCUGUCAAGGAGAAGCUCGUCAAGGACUCCGGCGUCGCCGAGGAGAUCGCCUACGAUAAUAUUGUGCAAAAGUUGCUCACAAAGCCACGUGCUAGAGGUGCCAUUAUAUUCGGCUCGGAUCAGGAAGUGCGUGAGGUGAUGCGCGCCGUGCGACGCAACAAUGCGACUGGUGCCUUCUCGUGGAUCGGCUCGGACGGCUGGAGUGCGCGCAACCUGGUAUCCGACGGCAAUGAGCCGGAGGUUGAGGGCACCUUGUCCGUGCAGCCACAAGCGAAUCCUGUAAAAGGUUUCGAAGAAUACUUUCUAAACUUAACGGUGGAAAACAAUCAACGAAAUCCAUGGUUUGUAGAAUUCUGGGAGGAUCACUUCCAAUGCCGCUAUCCCGGCAGUCUGAGUACACCAUACAACAAUUACAACAGCACGUGCACUACCCACGAGCGUCUCUCCAAGGACACAGACUUCGAGGAUCAGCUGCAGUUCGUGAGCGAUGCGGUGAUGGCAUUUGCAUACGCGUUACGCGACAUGCAUCGCGACCUCUGCGGCGGCCGACCCUCGCUUUGCGAUGCCAUGAGACCCACCAAAGGCGCCGACUUACUCAAAUACUUGCGGAAAGUGCAGUUUCAGGGCCUCAGCGGUGAUCAUUUUCGCUUCGAUGCCAAUGGCGAUGGUCCAGCGCGUUACAACAUCAUCCAUUUCAAGCAGUCAGCGGAGGGCCUCUACCACUGGGUCAAAGUGGGUGAAUACUACGAGGGUGAGCUGCGCUUGAACAUGACAGAAGUCCAAUUUAAGCUGUUGCAUCCGAAGCCACCUGAGUCCGUCUGCAGCUUGCCCUGCGAACGCGGACAGGCCAAGAAGUAUGUGGAGGGCGAAAGCUGCUGCUGGCAUUGCUUCAAUUGUUCAACCUAUCAAAUACGCCAUCCCAUCGAUGAGACACAGUGCCUAACUUGCCAAUUGGGCACUUUGCCCGAUGCCAGCAAGCAGCUCUGCCAGACAAUACCGGAAGUAUACUUGCGACCCGAAUCAGCUUGGGCGAUUGGCGCGAUGGCCUUCAGUGCCACCGGCAUUUUGGUCACGCUCUUUGUUGUUGGCGUGUUUGUGCGCCACAACGACACGCCCAUUGUGCGCGCCUCUGGCCGCGAGCUCAGCUAUAUACUACUCGCUGGCAUAUUAAUGUGUUAUGCCGUUACAUUUGCUUUGGUGUUGAAGCCCACGAACAUAGUGUGCGCCAUACAACGCUUCAGCGUCGGCUUCUGCUUCACCGUUGUCUACGCCGCGCUGCUCACGAAAACCAACCGCAUAGCGCGCAUCUUCAAAGCGGGCAAACAAUCAGCGAAACGACCAUCGUUCAUAAGUCCCAAGUCACAAUUAGUUAUCUGCUCGUUCCUAAUUUUCAUACAAAUUCUCAUUAAUGGCGUUUGGAUGGUGAUUGCACCGUCGCACGCCAUGUACCAUCAUCCGACACGCGAGGAUAACCUGCUCGUCUGCGAUUCGUACAUCGACGCUUCCUACAUGAUCGCAUUCUUCUAUCCCAUCGUUCUGAUUGUAGUCUGCACGGUGUACGCGGUGCUAACGCGCAAAAUACCAGAGGCAUUUAACGAGUCCAAACAUAUCGGAUUCACCAUGUACACCACUUGCGUCAUCUGGCUGGCUUUUGUGCCGCUUUACUUCGGCACCGCCAAUCAUGUGCCGCUGAGGAUAACGUCGAUGUCGGUGACGAUAAGCUUGUCGGCGAGCGUUACGGUGGCGUGUUUAUUCUCGCCAAAGCUGUACAUAAUACUUAUAAGGCCCGAACGCAAUGUGCGGCAGAGCAUGAUGCCGCCGCGCUAUGGAAACAUGCACCGCGCGGGCACCGGACCGUCGUCCAUGAUGGCGGCCGCCGUGGUGACAGCCGCUACCUGUGCGCAAGAGGAGAAAAUACAAAAGCAUAUCACACCAACAAAUACAGAGCACAGCACCAAGGCGAAGAAGCUCUGUGAGAUGGCAACACAGACCAUCACAAUAACGAAUAUCUUCACCAAUUUGGACAGCAUCGCCUACAGUCAGAUUCCCUAUGCGGAUCAGUAUGUGCCAAACAACAAUCAUCAGCAACAGCAUGAGCAACAAAGCCAGCAAUCAUUACACCACCACCCACUAACCGCCAACAGCGAAGCUGAAGUAGUGGCGAAUAAUAAUAAAAUCAAUCAAUUGCAGCAUGGCAACCCCAACGCGCUGGCGCACGCCACAAACACCGCCACUGCUGCUGCAACUACAGCCAGCACAGCGGCCAGCUCGACCACAGCAGGUGCGGCAACUAGUACAGCCGUAUCGCCACCAACUUUGCAUGCGCUAAGCAACCAUGUAAUGUUGCAGCAACAUGUUGCGCUGCACAACUGCAGCGAUAGCGCGACUAUGUGCAGUGAUGGCGGUCGACCACAACUGGAGACCACGAAUUUAUAGCCCAAAGCGCCGCUAACCAAUGCUGUCAGCGCUGGCGCUGCAUUAGCAACCGCACAAGCCAUCGAACAGUGUGAUGUCGCGGACACAUUGAAAGCACAUGGCAUGAAUUAUGUGCUGCGACAAGAAAGCGGCUGUGAAAGCUGUGACGCACAGCCAGCACAAGCCAAGGUGGGUGAGUGUAAUAAGCACAACAACAACAAUGCCGGUAAUCAGGCUGUCACACAACACACGCUCACCAAUAACAAUGGCAGCGGCAACGGAGAGGGUGCUACAGAACGCACGACUGCCACCAGCAACAACACCGGCAGCAAUUGGACCAGCAGCAGCAGCAGCAGCAACAGCAGCAGCAAUGGCGGCAACGGCAGCACGCAGACCGGCAGCAAAAAGCGCUGCGCCAUACCGGUGUGAGAGUGCGCGCACUGGCCCUAGGCGUGCAAUACAGGCAGCGCAAUAAAUUGCUGAAUUGCUGCCAUUAGAGUUUUGCUAAAUCUAUUUGUAACUGUAAGUAAGUACCAAAAAAUAGUUUAAGUCCAAUUUAUUUCCUUUCAAAGAGUUCAUAACCGACUGCUUAUGAUUUAAGUUUAAGGGUUUAUGUGGGUAGCGGCGGUUAUGCCUUUGCAAGUCAGGCACAGAGGGUUUAUACUUUAGCAGUUCCAAUGAAAUUACAAUGAAUUUAGCUAGAUAAGUUGUGCUCUUAGUAUAUUAAGUUAGUUAAAAUUGUAAAUAAGCAAGUUAGUAUACUACUAUAGAGUAAUUAUAAGAGUAUGGCAGUGUUUUAUAUUUGCAGUUUUGGUACAAAACUAUUUGGUUACAGAGUUAUAAGAAAUAAUUAGACUGAGUUCCAGUUUAUAAGAAAUAAAAUCGGUAUUUAUUAUUAAACUUCCAAAAUUAAAAUAACAAAUAAUUUAUUUAUUUUUUUAAUUAAGCUGUUGAGAAUUGAUUCAACUAACAGCUGUUCGUACGAAAUGUGCGCAACAAGCGAGGCGCCUAAAACUAUGCUUGUUGGCGUGUCGCUGUGGCCUCAGCAGCUUAUUUUGACUUACUCUACUACUAUCUACUGCUCAUCAAUAAUCAAACUCUUUUGCGUUUAUUAGAUUUUUUCUUAACGAUUUCCCAACUCAACUCUGAGCUUUUCUGCUGUUCUCAAUAUUUUUUCUUUUUCUUUUUUAGAAAAUUUAGUAAGCAUACUAAUCAUAGUUAAGAUGACGCUAACAUGUGAUAUUAUUUAGAACCAAAUAUUAAGUAUUGAGGCCAAAUGUAACAAUGUAUGUAUAUAUGUUAUGAGACAUAGUUUAAGCUUUUAUUAUUAAGUUAGUUAAGUCUAUGGCGCAAACCAAAUGUCUAGUUAAUGUUAUUUUUAAAAUGAAAAAACUCGAUUUUGUUACAAAAGGGAUAGCAACUAGCAUAAGUCCACAAAAGAUAAUAGAUUUCAUAAAUCGUGUACACUACAAUAACAAUACUAUCCCUUCUGCAACCUAAUCAAACGCUCUAUUGCUUGGCCAAGUGCUUAUGUGACACCUGUACGCAGUAGAGGCAACUAAAUUUAUUACGUUGUUUGAGCCCAGCAACAUAAUGAAUUUAUUUGCAAAUAAACUUAACGUUAAUGGAAGACAAUAUAUUUUAGUUUUUCUCAGCCGCAAAGCAGAGCUUUCACCGGCGAAAGCUCGUUGUAACGCCGAGAGCUAAAGCAUGCUUACAUUCGUUAUAGAAAAGUUUAGUAUUUCUCAGUUGCAUAGCAGCGCCCAUGUAUAACAGCAGAGCUUUCACAUAUGAAAGCCCGUUGUAACGCAUGUAGCUGAA
Molecule: messenger RNA, 6621 nt
Organism: Bactrocera latifrons
Lineage: Eukaryota; Metazoa; Arthropoda; Insecta; Diptera; Tephritidae
Product: metabotropic glutamate receptor 2-like
Exons: 17
Coding region: 22-4821 (1599 amino acids)
Biological process (GO): G protein-coupled receptor signaling pathway
Cellular component (GO): membrane
Molecular function (GO): G protein-coupled receptor activity
Source: RefSeq, a predicted model, not a curated record